AUGUCGAAGUCAAUUGUGAAUUCCGCACAAACGUUACCUCGAUUUCUACUCCCAAAGUUAAGCUGGCAGACACGAUCCUCAUUACCCCCCCAACACACUGUUCGAGCAUUAAACACGGCAAUAAACAACAACGGAAGGUCUAGAACUCCAAUUUUAGGACAGCAUAUAUCCAAUAGAGCACGAUCGGGAGAAUAUGGAAACAAUCCUCGAAGUAGCAUAUUACAAGACCCUUCUUGUCGAAGGGCAUUCCAUGCAACCCCUCGUCAGUCCAGGGACCACCAUUUCGAUACCUUGAAGUUUGUCCAAAGGUUACGAGAUGAGGGAUUCACCGAGCCGCAAGCUGUAGCUAUGAUGAAAGUGCUCAGCGAUGUCAUUGAAGAAAGCAUCCAAAACCUAACUCGCACAAUGAUCCUCCGCGAAGAUGCCGCCCGCGCAACCUACACGCAAAAAGUAGAUUUCGCCGCCCUCCGCAGCGAACUCCUCUCGGCCGAUUCCACGGAAUCCUCCACCACGCGGGCCUCGCACGAGCGACUCACCAAUGAUCUCGCCAAACUCAGUGCCCGUCUGCGCGACGAAGUCUCUCGAACCCAGGCUUCUGUUCGAUUGGACUUGAAUUUAGAAAAAGGCAGGAUAAGAGAAGAGGCCAAUGUGCAAGAUCUGAAGAUUAAGGAGACAGAAACGAAGAUUGAGCAAGAGGUGGCUGGGUUGAGGGAGAAGUUGGAGGGUGUUAAGUUUCAGACGUUGCAGUGGUUAAUGGGAGUUUGCACGGGUACGGCGGCGUUGAUUUUGGGUGCUUGGAGAUUGUUGAUGUAA
Molecule: messenger RNA, 813 nt
Organism: Sclerotinia borealis F-4128
Lineage: Eukaryota; Fungi; Ascomycota; Leotiomycetes; Helotiales; Sclerotiniaceae
Source: the annotation of a GenBank genome assembly